Molecule: messenger RNA, 4611 nt
Organism: Temnothorax curvispinosus
Lineage: Eukaryota; Metazoa; Arthropoda; Insecta; Hymenoptera; Formicidae
Product: dual specificity mitogen-activated protein kinase kinase hemipterous-like
Exons: 8
Coding region: 232-2703 (823 amino acids)
Biological process (GO): protein phosphorylation
Molecular function (GO): ATP binding; protein kinase activity
Source: RefSeq, a predicted model, not a curated record
CCAAAAAGGGGCAGCGCGUGAAGAGAGUGAUGCGAAAAUUGUCAAAUAUCGGGCGCAUGACGGCGGUGUGGCGAGCCCGGUGAGAGAGCCCUGGCGUUGGUGGUGUGUGGCGUACGUAAAAAAAAAACAAACCGGGACAAACAUAAAUAAAAAAAAAGGGAGGAGAAACCAAAACAAACACGUAGCCGCGUUAGCAGCGCCGAGGAGUCGUGGCCGUGGCACGGGGGCGCGAUGUCGAGCACCCUGGAGAAGAAGAUCAUGAAUCUGGAGGAGCGGCUGCGGGCGGAGAACGAGUCGCGGGACCGGGACAGGCAGGUCGGCGCCGAGGUCGGCGGCCCGGGCAUGGGCCUGCACUCCUCAUCGUCGUCGUCGUCGUCGUCGGCGACCGUGGGCCCCGCGUCCAGCCCCGCGCUCCGCAGACCCCGGCAACUUGGGGAUAUGGGUACGCCGACACGACCCAGAAGACAGCUAGAUCUGCCAGUGUCGCAGAUAACGCCGCCAAAGAUGCACGACAGUGAAGUCGAGUUAAAGCUGCAGGAAAUCAUGAAGAUGAACGGCAUCCUGAACAUCAAUGGUCAAAGGUAUCAGACAGAGAUGAAAGAUCUGGAGCAUCUAGGCGAACUCGGUAACGGCACUUGUGGACACGUUGUCAAAAUGAGGCAUAAACCGAGCGGCGUGGUAAUCGCUGUGAAACAGAUGCGACGCUCUGGGAAUGCGGAGGAGAAUAAGAGGAUAAUUAUGGAUCUCGACGUUGUGCUCAAGUCGCACGACUGUCCGUACAUUGUGCAGUGCCUGGGUUGUUUCAUAACCGAAUCCGAUGUUUGGAUUUGCAUGGAACUGAUGGCGACGUGCCUAGAUAAACUAUUGAAGCGUAGCAGGCAAGCGAUACCGGAGGAUUUUUUAGGAAAAGUUACAGUAGCAACAGUAAAAGCGUUGUCGUACCUGAAAGAGAAGCAUGGUGUAAUUCAUAGAGAUGUGAAACCUAGUAAUAUAUUACUGGACGAGACGGGAGGGGUGAAACUCUGUGAUUUCGGAAUUUCUGGCAGAUUGGUCGACAGCAAAGCGAAGACGAGAAGCGCGGGAUGCGCGGCGUACAUGGCUCCUGAAAGGAUAGAUCCACCAGAUCCUACUAAGCCAGAUUAUGAUAUAAGGGCGGAUGUAUGGAGUUUGGGCAUUACUCUAGUGGAACUAGCUACGGGAGUAUUUCCUUAUCGAGACUGCAAGACUGAUUUUGAGGUACUGAGCAGAGUAGUACAAGAUGAUCCUCCGUCUCUUCCGGCGGAUGCGCUCUUCUCCAAGGAGUUUAGGAGUUUCGUCAGCUGCUGCCUCACGAAGAACUACAAGCACCGGCCAAAGUACCACAAGCUCAUGGAACAUGCCUUUAUUCGCAAGUACGAAGUUUUACAGGACGGCGAGACAAAUUUCGCCCUGACAAACUCCGGCUGUCAAUGGUUCGGCAAGAUCAUACGGCAGUUAGAACCAAGUUCCAGAUUGCCAGGAGGUCAGCAGCAGCGAGUUUCGGGUCAUGUGUCUCUGAAGCAGACAGCCCAUCUUCGGGCGCAAUCCGAGAUGCCAGCCUUCCUGAAAAGCAACGUCAAUAGCAUGAAAGAGUCACCGAAUUCCGGCUUUCUGCCGUUCCAUCAGCGUUCCAAUAGCGAGAACGGCGCGAACUACGUGCCCUAUAGUCCGUACGCUCUUCGUCGGAAGGAGAUCGCUCGACCGUUCUCGCCGCCGAUGUCCAAGGACGCGGAUCAGUCGGAGCCGAACCUGCCACCGCGACCUUUCUCACCCUACCGGCAGCAGAGCAUGGUCACGAGGCACGAUUACAAUUCUUCGAAUCGCUGCUCGACAACGAACGGUCAAGGUAGACAGGAGACGACGACAACUACCACGACGACGACAACGGCGGCGAGACCGUUCUCUCCUUACAGGACUCAGGACACCAGCUUGGACAGCAAUGGUCGGCCGUAUUCCCCGUAUCGCAGUAGCCGUUACGAGGAACACGACGGUGGCAACAAGGCGGACCGAUGGCAGGGAGGCGUCUCGAGAUCGCUGAGUCCCUUCACCAGAGAUUAUUCGCCUUGGCGACGUGAGAAUGUCGAUCCACCCGUCAUUCAGCCGCCACCUGCCACGUAUGACAACAGCGGCCGUUACUCACCGUUUCUACAGCAUAGACUUGCGCAACCACCGUCGCAGCAGCCCGCGACACUCCAAACCUAUCCGCAGACGCAGAACAUCUACGGUAGCCCAAUGAUCAGCCGCAAGAGGUUUCCUUCGGAGCCACCGCCGCAGGGAUCCCACGGCCCCUCUAGUCCACAGUUAUUAAUCUCCCGUUUCGCGCAUCAACUGAAACAGGAGUCACCGCCGUCGUCGUUGGUGAUGCCACCGCAGCAGAUCGUUGGCUCGAAGGAGUCCGCGAAGAAACGCUUCGCGUCCUACGUACGCCUCAGGCUCGGCAGUGAGCGCGCUCCUUCGCCAGAACCACCGCCGAGAUUGAGUCGCGGCGAGUCUCCGCUUGCCCUCAGGAGGAACUUAAUCGAGCAGGCGUCUCCCUCCUUUCCACGAAGGUACGUCUCGCCUUCUCCACCCCAGCCGCCGCCUAGGAGAUUGUCGGAAAGCAGUUCCGUGCCUGGUAGCCCGCAACACGUGCGAGCUCGUCUACGCUAUACGCCUGAACCUCAGAGAAGACCUCCGCCACCAUAACCCACCGCUACAAUCAUUAAGCCUUAUUAUUAUUCCUUAUUGGUGCCAUAUGUGACUACGGACACCCGGAUGGCGAUCACGUGCACCAUGGAGUAGUGAGGUGCAUCGUUAUCCGGUAACGGUUGCGCGCACAGAGCGAGUCACGGAACGUGUAGACGUAUAUACACGACGUGUUCUCGAACGUUUAUAAACCAAAUGAAAAACAUGAAGAGAAAACGGAGAAGCGUGUUCUUAAUACUCGAGCCGUCGCGAACUCGAAGUUGUACGCGAGUCGAAGACUUAGUACGGGAACGUCGAUUUAGCGUGCGAAACGGCUGAAAUCGCCGGAAAUAAUAUUUCAUCUUGAUUUGACAUUUUCACGCAUUUAGAUUCGCGGACACUUCGAACGCGAGAAUUGCCUUAAGAGACACGAGGACUUAUACUAGCGAGUGUGAAUAUUUCAGAUCUCUGAAAGAUUUCUGAGUACUUCAGGUUUCUGAUCGAAGAAUAUUUUCGGAAUUCCUUAUUGAUGUUAGGACAUAGGGAAGAGUGAAACGUCUUUUUCGAGUUUAGAACGCUUCACACGCUAAAGUCGUAAAUGUAAACUUCUGCACGGUCGAGUAGCUUAGCUAAAUCGCGCCGACCGCCUCGGUUUGAUUGAUCCUGGCGCGCGAAUGCUUGGAAUGAAUUAUUUUCUACAAGAUACCGUAGGAAGGAGAGUAAAUAAUUGCAUAGAUAAAUCCUCAAAAGAACGAUUAAAUAGUUUCGGUACAAAUUCUCGCCGAGCACUUUGCCUUGUGACUGUUCUAAGUGGAAGGAAAUAAUCGAUUAAAACUAGAAUUAAUGUUGUAAAAUCGAGAAUGCGAUCGGCACCCCAAGGCCCGCGUGCAUGCGUUUUACGUACGCGAGGGGGUUGUUCGCGCGACGUUUGCACGGCUUUUCUUCGCCGCGAGAUGCGAAUUGAUCUACCUUCGUCAAUAAUUCUCUUCUCGAUGUGUAUUUAUCGAUAGUACGCGAUGAGAAUAUCGAUGCUCAACUUUUUAUAUCGUUUGCGUAUUAAAAAAAAAGGUACAGUGACGGAGGAAUGCGGCAUUAAUCGCGACGCACCGCGAUGUUUUUUCUAAUCAGCCUCGACAACACAAUACAUACAUAUUUAUGUAUAUUAUAUAUGUAAGUGUAUAUAUACAUAUAUACAUGUAUAUGUAUAUAUAUACACGCUCGUAAAAGAAUGUACCUUACGAAACAAUAUACUUGGCGCGAGACGCUACCGCGUCUCUCGAUACAUACGCAAAAGAAGUAUAUAUGGUAUCGUGAAAAAAUGCGUAAACCGUUCCUAUCGCUCUUCGUUUACGCUUCUUUCUGUCAAUCUUGAGAACUUUGUCAAAGGAAGGAGAGACACACAAUAAACGCGCAACGAAACUCGCUCUCUUCUCUCGGACGGCCUUGCGGUACCUCUGCGACUCGAAUUGCAGUCUCACAGUGACAUCUUUUCCACGAUUUACUAUUAAUAUUAAUGACUUUAUUAUUGAAGCAACUUAAAGUUAAAUACGAGAGCGAGUCGUAAGUUUACGAGUGCGUAAUCCAAUAUCGAUAGUCCAACCGAGAGGGAUAUUAUCGUCUACACUUUUCUUUGCGACAAGAAAAGGGGAGGAAAAAUAAGAAAAACGGAAGCACAAUAAUGUCGCGGUAGCACGUCUCGUAUAGUCCUACGGGGGGCAAAUGUAUAUUACUCAAUCAGCAGGGCGUGCACGGCGUCACUCACAUACACCAAACACACAGUACACAUACACACGGUUUUAGAAUGUUGUAAUUAUUAUUUUUAAUUAACAUUUAAUCCCUAACUACGUUCAAGUCUACACUCGUAAUCACCUUUGUCGUUUAUUUGACAAAAGGAUCUGUUGCAAUGUAAAUAAACUUAUAUUUAUACGA